Chanos chanos (milkfish) is the source of this 2302-nucleotide messenger RNA. It is a transcript of the gene mau2, whose product is annotated as MAU2 sister chromatid cohesion factor. The record is from RefSeq and is a predicted model, not a curated record. Gene Ontology annotation, biological process: mitotic sister chromatid cohesion. Gene Ontology annotation, molecular function: protein binding. Bases 1 to 1797 code for a protein of 598 amino acids. Lineage: Eukaryota; Metazoa; Chordata; Actinopteri; Gonorynchiformes; Chanidae. The transcript is spliced from 19 exons.
AUGGCGACUGGCGGAGAGGCCCCGGAGUCUUGGUACCUCGCACUGCUCGGUUUCGCUGAACAUUUUCGUACCUCGAGUCCUCCAAAAAUUCGUCUCUGUGUUCACUGUCUACAGGCUGUUUUUCAGUUUAAGCCGCCGCAGAGAGUCGAGGCCCGGACUCACCUUCAGCUUGGCUCGGUGCUUUAUCACCACACCAAGAACAGCGAGCUCGCCCGGAAUCACUUAGAGAAAGCGUGGUUCAUAUCGCAACACCUCUCACAAUUCGAAGAUGUUAAAUUUGAAGCUGCAAGUCUUCUCUCGGAACUCUAUUGCCAACAGAAUUUGGUUGAUUCUGCAAAGCCGUUACUACGCAAGGCCAUCCAGAUUUCACAACAAACUCCAUACUGGCAUUGCAGAUUGUUAUUCCAACUAGCGCAACUGCACACAUUAGAGAAGGAUUUGGUCUCUGCCUGUGAUCUGCUGGGAGUAGGAGCUGAGUACGCCAGGGUUGUUGGAUCGGAGUACACCAGAGCUUUGUUUCUACUGAGUAAAGGGAUGCUCCUACUGAUGGAACGCAAGCUACAGGAGGUGCACCCGCUGCUCACACUGUGUGGGCAGAUUGUGGAGAACUGGCAGGGGAACCCCAUUCAGAAAGAGUCCCUCAGGGUCUUCUUCCUCGUGCUGCAGGUCACACACUAUCUGGAUGCUGGACAGGUGAAGAGCGUGAAACCUUGUCUGAAGCAGCUGCAGCAAUGUAUUCAGACCAUUUCAACACUGCAUGAUGAUGAGAUCUUGCCCAGCAAUCCUGCAGAUCUCUUUCACUGGCUGCCUAAGGAGCACAUGUGUGUGCUGGUGUACCUGGUGACUGUCAUGCAUUCGAUGCAGGCUGGCUACUUGGAGAAGGCUCAGAAAUAUACAGACAAAGCCCUCAUGCAACUAGAGAAACUAAAGAUGCUGGACUGCAGUCCCAUCCUCUCCUCAUUCCAAGUCAUUCUUCUGGAGCAUAUCAUCAUGUGUCGCCUGGUAACAGGACACAAAGCCACGGCACUACAGGAGAUCUCACAGGUUUGUCAGCUGUGCCAACAGUCUCCACGAUUGUUCUCCAAUCACGCUGCUCAGCUUCACACUCUCCUAGGUCUGUACUGCAUCUCAGUGAACUGUAUGGACAAUGCAGAGGCUCAGUUCACCACUGCCCUGCGGCUUACCACACACCAGGAGCUUUGGACUUUCAUUGUGACUAACCUGGCCAGCGUCUAUAUCAGAGAGGGUAACAGACACAAUGAGCUUUACAACCUAUUAGAGAGGAUCAACCCCGACCACAACUUCCCUGUUAGUUCUCACUGUCUGCGAGCAGCGGCCUUCUACAUCCGUGGACUGCUGUCUUUCUUCCAGGGACGAUACAACGAGGCAAAGCGGUUCUUGCGUGAGACUCUGAAGAUGUCAAAUGCUGAAGACCUGAAUCGUCUGACUGCCUGCUCCCUUGUACUGCUUGGCCAUAUAUUCUAUGUUCUUGGAAACCACAGGGAGAGCAACAACAUGGUGGUGCCAGCCAUGCAGCUGGCCAGUAAGAUUCCUGACAUGUCUGUGCAGCUGUGGUCCUCUGCUCUGCUCAAAGAUUUGAAUAAGGCCUGUGGUAAUACGAUAGACGCUCAUGAGGCAGCCCAAAUGCACCAGAACUUCUCCCAGCAGCUCCUGCAGGACCACAUAGCUGCCUGCAGCCUGCCUGAACACAACCUUAUCAGUUGGACAGAUGGACCUCCUCCAGUCCAGAUCCAAGCCCAAAAUGGACCUACCACUAGCCUGGCUAGCCUGCUUUGAACAUAACAAACCCGUUCAAAAUGUUCUAUAAACUCACACAUUCACAGUGUAUACAUGUGUACAGGUCGGCCGCCUCUCAGCCUUCACACAUUUAUACAUCCCUGCUUACACACACGCACGCACACACACACACAAACUUACACACUCGUACACAAACACAUGGAGAGAGAGAACUCCUCUGCCUUUUAUCUGCAGAUUUAAUCUUGUAUUGUUCACGUUUUAACUUAUUUUAUGGUAGGGACUUGUAUGUGGUUGGGGCAUUGAGAUUUUCAGGUGGUUUGAGUGGUGUCGGGGUUACAGAGGCAAGGGAAGAGUCAGCAUGGUAACUUUAACUUAACACAAUAUAAGAUUUUCUGUUUGCCAAGUCCCAACAGUCACAGAUGCAUUGGAACAUGUAUUGUACCUUCUGUAGAUGCGUUAGAACACUUCUUAAUUUCUUAGUUUUUCUUAUGAUUGGAAUGUAGAGGAAUACCUGAUAGGAAUCCCAGACACUGUUAUGGCCUCA